Molecule: messenger RNA, 1097 nt
Organism: Cynara cardunculus var. scolymus (artichoke)
Lineage: Eukaryota; Viridiplantae; Streptophyta; Magnoliopsida; Asterales; Asteraceae
Product: probable calcium-binding protein CML11
Exons: 2
Coding region: 188-679 (163 amino acids)
Molecular function (GO): calcium ion binding; enzyme regulator activity
Source: RefSeq, a predicted model, not a curated record
CCGACACAGAUACAGAUACAGACUUAUCCAAUCAGACCAAGGAGACAAUUAAUUGCUUUUCGGGAAUGUUUGUUGGAUCCAUUCACGGAUUUCUCUUCCGAUUUCCAAUUCAUUCUUGAAAUCCCCAUCUUCAUCAUCUGUUUCUGAUGAAUUUUUGAAACCACAGACUGAUUUUUGAGACAGAGAGAUGAGCGCUGAUCAGGAGGUGAAACUCGACGACGAACAGCUCGGAGAGCUCCGGGAAAUAUUCCGAUCAUUUGACCGGAACAAUGACGGCAGCUUAACCCAACUGGAAUUGGGUUCGUUGUUACGAUCUUUGGGUCUUACACCUAGCCCUGAUCAGCUCGAUGCAUUGAUACAGAAAGCCGAUACCAACAGCAACGGUCUUGUGGAGUUCUCGGAGUUUGUGGCGUUGGUGGCGCCGGAGCUCCUUCCGGCGAAGUCUCCUUACACCGAUGACCAACUGAGGCAGCUGUUUAAGAUGUUUGAUAGGGACGGUAAUGGGUAUAUCACGGCGGCAGAGCUGGCUCAUUCUAUGGCGAAGCUGGGACAUGCGUUGACGGCGGAGGAGCUGACGGGGAUGAUCAAGGAGGCGGAUACCGACGGUGAUGGACGGAUUAAUUUUCAAGAGUUCUCUCGGGCGAUCACUUCAGCUGCUUUUGACAAUUCUUUUUCCUGAAACAACUUUUCCGGCCAUCCAUAUCCUUAUUUUCUCUUUUCAGAUGAUCCUUGUAGGUGGUCGAGAAACAGGCUCAAAUCUUCCAUAUGAAGGCUCGUUCGAAUUUUAUACAUAAACCAUUGCGAAAAGGUCGUUUGUUUCAUUAGUAAGCCACUUGUUGUGCAGAGAUGAUGAUAGAUUUGGUGAACUUGAGGAUGUGGUUCGAAUAAUUUGUGUUUGGCUCGAUUUCAUUGCUUGCAUUGUUGCUAAUAAGCAUCAUAGCCACUUUUGGAACCAAAUGUUUCGACUCAUGAACUCCCAUUUCACGGUCACGGUUUUGGCGUCCGUCUAUUUUGAGACGGAAAACCGAUCAAGUUGUUUGCAUCUUCUUCGUUUUGUAUUUUUUUUUUAAUGUUUCAUAUGAUGUAGAUGUUUGUCA